Molecule: messenger RNA, 762 nt
Organism: Dendronephthya gigantea
Lineage: Eukaryota; Metazoa; Cnidaria; Anthozoa; Malacalcyonacea; Nephtheidae
Exons: 4
Coding region: 1-762 (253 amino acids)
Source: RefSeq, a predicted model, not a curated record
AUGGUCAUGGAAGCAGCAAUUACCUGGGUUGAUAAAAGAAGCAAACCAGUACAUUCAAAGCAAUUGGGAGCGCCUGUAAAACGUCAUCCAAUUAAUGCUGAUGGUAAUUGUUUAUUUCGAUCUUUAUCUUUAUCGAUCUUUAUAUUUAAUGUUUUAGUUAUGCCUACACGCCUACGCAUUGAUAAGGGUACUGAAACGGCGGAUAUGGCCACCAUGCACUCCUACCUUCUAUCAAAGCAUGAAAGUGAUGAAGAUUCAGCAGAUUGUGUCAUUUAUGGCCCAUCUACCGAAAACAAGAUAGAACGAUGGUGGAAAGAGUUACUAGAAAGACUGGAAACAUUUUUUAAAGACCAGUUAAGGAAGUUAUUAGAAGAUGGUGAUUAUGAACGAGAUAUUCCAAUACAUAGAAAUAUGCUGGCAUAUGUGUAUGUUCCAGUAGUUCAAAAAGAGUUAGACAUCUUUAGAAAAACAGUGUGGAAUUCUCACCGUGGAAGAAAGCAGCAAAAAAAACAACUUCCUUGUGGGGUUCCUGACCAUAUAUACUAUCACCCUGAGCAGUAUGGAGGUGAGCGAUGUGGCUACAUUGUCAGUGAAGAGCAUUUGGAAGAAGUUGCGAAGUUAUCUGGUGUUUUGGAAGACACAGAUGAUUUUCUGAAUGUACAAUUCCGAGCAAGUUGUGAAGAGCACAUCCCAAAUACUGAUGAAAUAAAGCCUGACCAAGCUGCAAAUGCAUACUUGUUCCUGAAGUCACCUUUAACAUAA